AUGGCAGGAAAAUCAUCACUUUUAAAAGUAAUUCUCCUUGGAGAUGGUGGAGUUGGGAAGAGUUCUCUUAUGAACAGAUAUGUAACUAAUAAGUUUGAUGCCCAGCUCUUCCAUACAAUAGGUGUGGAAUUUCUAAAUAAAGAUUUGGAGGUGGAUGGACAUUUUGUCACCAUGCAGAUUUGGGACACAGCUGGUCAAGAACGAUUCCGAAGCCUGAGGACGCCUUUUUACAGAGGCUCUGACUGUUGCCUGCUUACUUUUAGUGUUGAUGAUUCACAGAGUUUCCAGAACUUGAGUAACUGGAAGAAAGAAUUCAUAUAUUAUGCAGAUGUAAAAGAGCCUGAAAGCUUUCCUUUUGUAAUUUUGGGCAACAAGGUCGAUAUAAGCGAACGGCAAGUGUCUACAGAAGAAGCUCAAGCUUGGUGCAGGGACAACGGCGACUAUCCUUACUUUGAGACAAGUGCAAAAGAUGCCACCAAUGUUGCAGCAGCCUUUGAGGAAGCAGUUCGAAGAGUUCUUGCAACUGAGGAUAGGUCUGAUCACUUGAUUCAGACAGACACCGUCAAUCUUCAUCGAAAGCCCAAGCCUAGCUCAUCCUGCUGUUGAUCGUUAGAUAGAUGGUCAGUGCAUUCUAACCAACUCACACAUACACACAUGGUGGACAAGGGUGGAUAAGAGAAUUAGGAUUUGCAGCAGUGUGUCAUGUACUAAUAAAAUUAAUGUAUGUCGCUGCUUCAUUAGUUGGUGGGAGAAGGGACGCAUCCACUCUGGAAGAAUCAAUUUACUCAGUAAUGGCACCUUGCCUUUCUAAAUUGUAACUGUUGUCUAAUGUUUCUUUGAAUAUGUAAGUUAGAGCUAAUAAGAAAUGACCAAGACUUUAAUUAUAAUUAAACAAAAAUUGACUAUUCUAGAAGAUACACUUGGAUUGUUUUUUCCCAGGAAAAGGGAAAACUACUUUUCUAUGUGUAUAUUUUUAUGUAAUUAGCAUUCUAUUCUUGGUUCAAGGGAAAAAUCUAAAGCAAUAAUGUUAUAAUAUUAAAGAUCAAAGUCUAAUGCAUUUAUAUUGGAUUGCUUUUUGAGUAUGUUUUCAUCUCUUUAAGAUGAUUUGAAACAAGAAAGGUCCUAUUCAUUCACAGGUUCAUUAGAAUUGAUCUCACAGCUGCUCCCCACUUGUGUGCUGUGCAGGCACCCAACACCUCCCCCUCAUGCUGAAGCUUUGCUGUAUUACUCUUGGAGGAAGCAGUUGGAAUUGUACUUUGUGAGAGGGUACAGGAUAAUAGGGUGUCUUGGUUUACUCAGCUACUUAAUAAAGCGAGCACACUUGGUGUCUUCUCUCUUGCUCCGCA
Cavia porcellus (domestic guinea pig) is the source of this 1346-nucleotide messenger RNA. It is a transcript of the gene Rab9a, whose product is annotated as RAB9A, member RAS oncogene family. Lineage: Eukaryota; Metazoa; Chordata; Mammalia; Rodentia; Caviidae. The transcript has a single exon. The record is from RefSeq and is a predicted model, not a curated record. Gene Ontology annotation, molecular function: GTPase activity; GTP binding. Bases 1 to 606 code for a protein of 201 amino acids. Gene Ontology annotation, cellular component: phagocytic vesicle; lysosome; late endosome. Gene Ontology annotation, biological process: Rab protein signal transduction; retrograde transport, endosome to Golgi.